Molecule: messenger RNA, 3984 nt
Organism: Cryphonectria parasitica EP155
Lineage: Eukaryota; Fungi; Ascomycota; Sordariomycetes; Diaporthales; Cryphonectriaceae
Product: P-loop containing nucleoside triphosphate hydrolase protein
Exons: 1
Coding region: 69-3698 (1209 amino acids)
Molecular function (GO): ATP binding; nucleic acid binding
Source: RefSeq, a predicted model, not a curated record
GCUGCAGACUUUGUUGCGUCGCAACACAAUUCCCUUCACAAUGAUAAGUUAGAAAUGUAGGAGUCAUCAUGUCAUCUACAUCAGGACCGCCUCUGCGCGCCCGCAGAGGCACAGGGAAACGCAAGAGGACUGUCGAGGUCCCAGAAGCCACGGAUCCAUCGUUACCCACAACGACCUCGCCAGGGCCAGUAGAGCAACCUCCAGGGCCAGGACCAGAAGUCAAGCUCGAAGAAGUGGGCGAAACCUCCACACCGCCACCCUCAAAGUCUCGACGGAGCGCAGCGUCCAAAGCGAAGACAAGACCAACGGCCAUCAAGAAGGUGUCUUCCUCGUCCUCCUCCGUCCCCGCCACCACGACGUGCCUUCUGGACCCAUGGCCACCCUACUUUACCUCCCUCGCCACCACACACCGCGCUCUGAACCUCGUCUUUACCUUCUGCUGCACGCGCAAGCACCUGGCCACGACCUUUGAGACCAUUCGUGGCGCUGUGGAGGGCCAUACCAAACGCCCGCUGCUGGUCUCCGACGUGGCGGCCAUCAUGGCGCUGCGCCCGGAAGGGAUCAACUUUGGCUACGUGGACGAGGUCAUGCUGCAGAUCGAUGUCAAGGGCGCCGAGAGGGAUGGAAACUUCCUCACGGGCCGUGGAGGCAGGGGGUUUAAGAACCAGGGGCUCGCGCCAGAUGCGAGCGUGGGUGGUAUCACGGGCCUCGAGGCCCUCGGCGCCAGGGGACAUCCCGACGACGAGGCGGCUCAGCAGGCGGCGGCGGCGGCGGGCAGGGAGGUGCUGUACUUUGAAUUUGUGGAUGGUGACCUCAAGAGGCAGGUCGCAUGCCGCAAGACGGGGGAGCCGACGAGGCCGACAAGAAAGCUGCGAGAGGAGGACCUCAAGAUGCCCGUGUACAGCCAGAAGCAGAUGAGCGAGCUGAUCGGGAAGAGGAACGCUAAGUUCGUCAGCGCGGUGAACGAGUUCAUCAACCGCUGUGUGACGGACCAGAUCGACCCGGAGAUGGCUCUCAGGAGCAAGGCGGAGGAAUUCAUGCCUGUGGAGCCCGAGAGGGAACCCGAGGUCGAGCCGAAGGUGCUGGAGAGCACGCUCCCCGACACGAUACCAAAGGAGAGGAAGAGCAUCCCCGAUAUCGUGGCCGAACUGAAGGCCAGCCCCUGGUACACGGGGCAGAUCGUCCCUGAUGGGCACAGGGUCUUUGAGGCGCAGGAGCCGGUGUAUGGUGACCUGGACUUCCUGCUAAGCCAGGGCCUCGUAAAUGCGCUGUACAAUGCCAAGAACAUCACCCAGUUCUUCGCCCACCAGGCUGAGGCCAUCAACAGCCUGCACGCCGGGCAUCAUGUGGUUGUGAGCACGAGCACGAGUUCCGGCAAGUCGCUGAUCUACCAGCUGCCUGUGCUGCACGCUCUAGAGCAGGAUCCAAACACGCGUGCUAUGUAUAUCUUCCCGACCAAGGCGCUAGCCCAAGACCAGCGGAGGAGCCUGAAGGAGAUGCUGACAUAUCUACCUGGGCUGGAGGACACGCUCGUGGAGACGUUCGAUGGGGACACCCCCUGGAAAGAGCGCAAUGCUAUUCGUGAUGGCGCGAGGAUCAUCUUUACGAACCCAGACAUGCUGCAUAUCACAAUCCUGCCGCAGGAGGAGCGGUGGCGGACCUUUUUGCAGAACCUCAAGAUCGUGGUGGUCGAUGAGCUGCACUAUUACAACGGCCUGAUGGGCUCGCACGUCGCGUUCAUCAUGCGCCGCCUGCGACGGAUUUGCGCGGCUGUGGGCAAUCGCAGGGUUAAGUUCGUAAGCUGUUCUGCCACGGUGGCGAACCCAAAGGAGCACUUUCAGACCAUUUUUGGGAUCGCAGAUGUCCGCCUCGUUGACUUUGACGGGAGCCCGAGUGGGCGCAAGGAGUUCUUGUGCUGGAAUACGCCGUUCAAGGACCCAGGCGACCCGACAAGCGGGAGGGGCAACGCCAUGUAUGAGUGUGCGAGGUUGUUCACACAGCUGAUCCUGCGGGGCGUGAGGGUCAUUGGUUUCUGCAGGGUGCGUGAGCAGUGCGAGAAGCUCACCGGCGCUGUCAAGCACGAGCUGGAGAGGCUGGGCCGGCCAGAAGUCGUGAACCGUGUCGUGGGCUACCGGGGAGGCUAUACGCCCCAAGACCGGCGGCGGAUCGAGAGCGACAUGUUUGAGGGAAAGCUUCUGGGCAUCAUCGCGACUACGGCUUUGGAACUGGGUGUCGAUAUUGGCAGUCUUGAUGCUGUACUGACUUGGGGUUUCCCUUACACAAUCUCUAAUCUUCGACAGCAGAGCGGCAGAGCUGGGCGGAGGCUCAAAGACUCGCUCUCCAUCCUGGUUGGCGAUUGCUUUCCUACGGAUCAGCACUUCAUGCAGAACCCAGAUGAGCUCUUCACAAGACCACAUGGAGAGCUGCAGGUGGAUCUGGACAAUAUGCUCGUCAAAGAGGGCCACAUACAAUGUGCAGCCUAUGAGAUGCCAAUACGGCCCAAGGACGACGCCAAGUACUUUGGCGAGGACAUCGAAAGCCUCUGUAAGGAACGCCUUGUCAAGGACGACUUGGGCUUCUAUCACACCCACGAUCGGUUCAGACCUCUCCCGUCCAAGUUUGUAUCGAUACGCGACACAGAAGACGACCACUUCGCCAUCAUUGACAUCACCCACGGACGCAACGUCGUGCUUGAAGAGCUCGAAGCCUCUCGCGCCACAUUCACCAUCUACGACGGCGCCAUCUUCCUGCACCAGGGCGUGACCUACCUCGUCCGCGAUUUCAACCCAGAGAAGCACAUGGCACGCGUCGAAAAGGUCAAAGUCGACUGGACCACCAUGCAGCGGGACUACACGGACGUCGACCCAAUAGAGACAGAAGCCAUCCGCAAGAUCAAAGGAUCCAUGUCACGAGCGUUCCACGGGACAAUCAAGAUCACCCAGGUCGUCUUUGGUUAUUUCAAAGUCGACAGGCGCAACAGGGUGUUGGACGCCGUCCACGUCGACAAUCCACCCGUCGUCCGCUUCAGCAAGGGCAUGUGGAUCGACCUGCCCAAACGAGCCCUCGAGAUCCUCGACUCGAGGCGCCUGCACGUCGCGGGCGCGAUUCACGCCGCCGAGCACGCCAUGAUGAGCAUGAUCCCCAACUUUGUCCUUUCCAUGCCAGGCGACGUGCGAACUGAGUGCAAGAACAGCCUGAAGGAGUUUGCGCGGCAGGCCACCAACCGCAAGCGGCCCGCGCGGCUGACCUUUUACGACGCCAAAGGCGGUGCGAGCGGCAGCGGCAUCAACACCAAGGCCUUUGAGCAUGUAGACUUGCUCCUCCAGCAGGCGCUUGCGCGGGUCGAGGCGUGCCACUGCCUCAGCGGGUGUCCCGAGUGCGUCGCCAGCGAGUUCUGCAAGGACUCCAACGAGGUGAUGAGCAAGGCCGGGAGUGAGGUGGUGCUCAAGAGCCUACUAGGCCUACACAUCGACGUGGACGCGCUGCCCAUGGGGCCAGAGGAAGGGUUUAACCGGUAUGGUCCUGCCGAACUGAUCGAGACGGUGGUCCUGGCCACGCCGGUGCGGCCGAGGGAUCGGAACGCGGUAAGGCUUAUUGAUGUAAAGAUGGAGGAGGUGGAGGAUGGGGAUGAGGCGACGGGCUUGGCGGGAAUUCCGGAGGCGAUCUCAGAAUUAGGGCAAGGAAGGGCCUCAGGCUGAGGACCGCCGCGCGCCGAGGCAGUCUCUGCCGAAAUGCUGACGGAACUUUCCACCGGAGUCGCGUCGUUGUCCUAGUGUUGCGUAGCUGAGCUGACGGCCGGACGGGGCUAUACCUGUAUAAUGUGCACCCUUUCGUCAUAUAUACCCACUUAUCGAUCCCGCGGUGUCGGAACGUUGUAUAUAGUCAGAGGUCUAGAACCAAUGUCAAGGGCGGUCAUCAUUCAAUGUACAUUUGGUAUUGAUUUACUUCAAGGUAGUUUUAUAUGAGAGAACAUGUGCGAGUCCU